AUGGAUAAUAGUGGUUUAGAGAAUGCUAGUAGUACAUCUACUAGCACAACCACUACAAAUAAUAGUGGUACAGCUACUAGCACAGCCAAUAUUAAUAAUAAUGAUUUUAAUGAUACAAUUGAUACAAGUAAAGAAAAUUUUAUAGCACCACCAACCAUUAAAGUUAUUCCAUUUAUUAAUUCAAGAAAAAAAGAGAUUAAGGAAUUUAUGAAAAUGGUUCAAACUAAAAAAAGCAAUUCAAGAUCAUUUCAAACUUUACCAAGAUAUCUUAGAAGAAGAACAAUGAGUCACAAUGUUUAUAGAUUACCAGUUCAUUUAAGAAAAAAAGGUAAAUACGAAAUGGAAAAGUCAGCAACUUCUUCAGGUGGUAAUUUAACAAAGGAAAAGAAAAUGGUUAGAAAAUCAAAGAGAAGACCAUCCUAUUUAUUACGUGAUUAUGAAAGAAGACAAAAGCAAUUUAAAUGGUUAGAAACUCAUAUUUGGCACGCUAAAAGAAUGAAAAUGUUGAAUUUGUGGGGUCAUAAAAUUGCAAAAUCAAUCAAUCGUAAAGGUGUAAGAUCCACAUUUAGAGCAUCCUCUCAUUUAUCCACAAUAUAUGAUAGCUCUUAUUUCAACUGUAUAGAAAUUAAAGGAACUGAAUCCAAUAUUAUAAACUUUUUUAAAAGAUUUACCGAUCCAAAUUCAAUUUCAAUUUCAAAUAAAGGUUUUUUAAAUGGUAGCAGAGAAGGUUCAAUCGAUUUAUAUUAUACAGAUAGAUUUCCAUUUCAUUUUAUUUGUCCUACUAGAUUUUUAUGGAAGCAAGAAAUCGAAAAUGACAAUAAAAAUGUAAAUAAUAAAGAAAGAAUGAUUUGGAUUUGGAUUCACCCAGCAGCUUUAAACGAAAUUACUUUUAUUUUUGAAAAGAAUGCAGGCGAAUAUAAUUUAAAUAUUAAUAAUUUAGAACAUGGUUUACAGAGAUUUGAAUUAACAGGUUCAAAAUCACACGCAGUAUUAAAUUCAAUUUUAUUUUUAAGACAAGAUAAAGAUUCAGUAAAUAAUAAUAGUAAUCAAUUAGACUCUAAUCAUGUUUGGGAGUUAUUAAAUAGUUUAAGAACACCAGCAACUUUACCAAAAGGAACAGUAAUUUCAUUAAAGGUACACGAUCCUAGAUUAGCAUGUAAAAUACCAACAGAAACAGCAUUGUCAGCAAGAACAGUUUCAAAACCACAAAUUAAAAAGCAACAAACAGCACAACCAACACAACAACAUUCAAUAAAUCAAAUUAUUGUAAAUUGGACACAUUAUUGUAAACAAGUAGCAGUUUCAGAUUUAUGGUGUUCAGAAAAAAGAUCAUCAAUAUCAAAAAAUAUUGAACCAAAUAACUCUGUUAAUCAAAGAAGAAAAAAUUUAAAAGAUUUUAAUGAAAUUGGUAGUAAAUAUUCAUCACCAAGUAUUAUGUUAGUUCAAAGAGAUGGUGGGUUAACACGUGGAUAUGGUUCAGGUUGGGAUAUUAUCGUACCAGCAGGUUGGGGUUUAGCAUUUUGGAUACCGUUAAUAUAUAGUGGUGCAUGGUCAAUUGGUUUGGAAGAUAGGGAUAGAUUUUUAUUAGAACAAGGUUUACCAAGUUAUCCUAAGGAUUUCCCAGAUUGCAAAGCAGGUAUAGAGUAUAAUCAAUUAUUAGCAUUCAUUAAACAAGAAAAAUAUAAUAGAACUCCAAAAUCUAAAAAAAUCAAUUAUUUGAAAAAUUCAAUUUUCUUCCCAUUUUCACCAUAUUGGGAAUGGGUUUUAAAAUUCAAUAAAAAUGAAAUUUUAGAUUUUAAUAUCAGUGGUGAACCAGAACAAAAAGAAGAGGAAAGUGAAAAAGAAGAAAAUAAAGAAAUUGAACACAAAUCAAAGAAAUUAAAAAAUAUUAUUGGUACCGAAGGUGAAGUUGUAUUAAAAUCCCAACCAUAUUUUGUUUAUAGAGGAAAAUUGGCUUUAUCAUUAAUCGAUCCUGAUAAUUAUCCAGUAAUGAAAAAUAGUACAUAUAUACCAUUUGAUCAAGAAUAUAUAAAUAAACCAAACGAUAGAGGAUUAUUACGUGUUAGUAUUAAAAUGUUUCAUAGAGGCAAACCAUUGCCAAAUUCAGUUAUAUAUGAACCAUUAGAAUCAGAUGUAGAAUUGUUGCAAUAUAAAUACUAUAAAAGAGAUUACAGUCCAAUCCAAUUAGAAUCACCAAAAUUAAAAAAACUAAAGAAACCUUCAACCAUUACAACCAAUGAUCUCUUUGAAUAUUAUGAUCAAAUGGGAAGAAAACCAAUUGGUUUCGUUACAAAUGGUGAACAAUCUUUAGCUAGAGGUUUCGGAUCUGGUAUCGGUUAUUGUUCAGCCACCGAGUUUGUUAGAAUUCAAAACUAUUCAAUAGAAAAAAAUUAUACACCCAAAGGUUUCGCAUUUAUCCAAAAUCCAAAAUCUAGAACUCUAUAUCCUGUUAUUUUAACAAUUCAACCUUAA
Dictyostelium purpureum is the source of this 2472-nucleotide messenger RNA. RefSeq lists its product as uncharacterized. The coding region runs from base 1 to 2472 and encodes 823 amino acids. Gene Ontology annotation, biological process: tRNA 5'-leader removal. The record is from RefSeq and is a predicted model, not a curated record. Gene Ontology annotation, cellular component: ribonuclease MRP complex; nucleolar ribonuclease P complex. The transcript is spliced from 6 exons. Lineage: Eukaryota; Evosea; Eumycetozoa; Dictyosteliales; Dictyosteliaceae.